Molecule: messenger RNA, 4210 nt
Organism: Thecamonas trahens ATCC 50062
Lineage: Eukaryota; Apusomonadida; Apusomonadidae
Product: TKL protein kinase
Exons: 2
Coding region: 1-4173 (1390 amino acids)
Biological process (GO): protein phosphorylation
Molecular function (GO): protein kinase activity; ATP binding
Source: RefSeq, a predicted model, not a curated record
AUGGCAGGCUUCUACUCGCCAUUGGACCAGGCGUCGAUGACGGUGCUCAGCUUUGACGAGCUCGGUGCCACGUUCUGGACCACGUACUUCCCCGGGGUGAAGACGCACGCGAGUGUCGAGCUCGGUGGCCUCUUUGCCGCCCUCGCCGUCUCGCUCGAGACCGAGAUGACGAGCGGGGACAAGCGGGCGCUGGGUCUCAUUCUUGACCCGCAUGGCUCGGGCUCGACUUCGAUUAACGACUUUGCCUGUCUCCUCCGUUGGUUCGGUCCCUUUCCCAAGCUCAUCGCCUCGCUCCGCGGCCUGCUCACCGAUGACUACGGCGCCUCCUUCUUCUUUGGCCACCUGCCGGGGCCAGAAGCCCUUGGCCUCGUGGCUGCCAGCCAGCCUGGUACCUUUCUUGUUCGUUUCUCACAAUCGGAUGCCUACCAUGGCGGCCUGGCGGUGACCGUCGUCGGCGCAGAUCGCAACGUCCGCCACUGGAAGGGCAUCCGCGCCGUCCCCGGUGUCGGCAUUGUCUCGGUCGACCCGGCCACAAACUCCCCGAUUGUUUACGCCACCCUCAUCGAGUUUGUCAGAAAGGGCCUUGCCGCCAUGGCUGCCCCGCUGGAGCUCCACCCGGCUCCCGGCUCACCCUUUGUCGACAUCUACCGCUCUCUGCCCGCUUCGCCACCGCCGCCCGUUCCUCCCAGCGUCGUUUACCACUCAUCGCUCGACGAGGCCUUCAGCUCACUGCCGACACAAAGCUCGCCUGCAUCGCGCUCUACUGUGGAGCCGGUCCGCAGUCCGAGCACCAGCUCGUGGGCGCCGCCAACACCACCCACUACCUCGCCAUCGCCGCCGGCCCAACCCGUGCCCCCAUCCACUAGCCCGACCGAUGGAUACACCGGGUGGGCACCGGGUAGCACAGCACCGGUCGCUUCCUCAGAUCCGCCGCCGCGCCGGCGCUCUGUCUCACCGUUUGUUGCCCCGGCGAACAACUCCGAACCGUCACCGUUUGCCACCCCCCGGAGCCGCGGCCCAUCGCCGCUUGCAACUGCUGCAGAAGCAUCGGGCUAUGCCAAGCUUCCGCCGCUCUCGCGCAUCUCGCCGCCGCCCGAGUACGGCUCGUGGUCACCGCCGGGCGCAUUCAGCUCGCCGCCGGUGGUGGCCGGCCAAUCAGCCAGCGGCGACGGCUACGAGCAUGACAUUUCUGCCAGCUCUAUGGUGCCUUUGCCUGCGCCCGGCGUCUCGGCAUACGACGCGUACCAGCGAUACACACCGUCGGCCGCGCCCGGCUCGAUCCCGGUUGUCGGCGGCGUGCUCCACUUUCCAGGAGCAGGCGGGAGCCAGCCGCAGCCGAUCCAGCGCCAGCCCAAGUCGCCGCACUACGACAUACCACAGGACCUUGGUCCCGUCGCGCCGCCGGUCCUCUCGACCUCGCCGGUCAGACCAAGCUUUGCCGACAUGCAGGCAAACCGCCAAGUCGAGCAAGCAGCGCUACCGCAGUCCAAGGAGACAACGCUCACCUCACGGCGCAAGGCUCGCAAGGACCGCUUCGCCGUCCUCCCCACCCUUGCGCUCGAGCCUGCAGGUAGCGCAGAUGCAUCAUCGAGCUCAGCCGCACACACCGCGGUCGAUGUGUACAGCUGGCGGCUGGGCGGUCACAGCAGCGGUAACUCGCCCAAGCCGAGCCGCAUCCAUCUGCCGGGCGCCGCCGCCCAGCACCCGUCUUGGCUGGCUGCCGGCCAGGGUCACACUGUUGUGCUCACCGGGACCGAGACGGGCUGGGGCUGGGGCUCAAACAGCUACGGGCAGGCAUGUAUCGCUGGUCCGCGCACCGACUUUGCUGAAGCGCCGCUCCCGCUAGAGACUGCAGGCGCGCUGGAUGAUGGCGAAGUCAUUGUUGCCGCCGAUGCCGGUGACGCGCACACGAUGCUUCUCACCUCGCGCGGCCGGGCGCUCGCUGUCGGCCACGGCGCUGAUGGUCGUCUUGGCACCGGCUCCAACAAGCUGGCCCGCAAGCCAACGCCUGUCGCUGCGCCUACCGCUGACAUUGCUGCUGUUGCCGCCGCCGGUGGGUGCUCGGGCGCGCUCACUAGCUCGGGCACUGCCCUGGUGUGGGGCGACAAUCGCUACGGCCAGCUUGGGCUUGGCGCCGACGUGCCGACCGCCGUGGGCGCGCCGACGACGCCACCGGGUCUCGAGAGCGUCAAGGUUGUCAAGCUCUGCUUUGGGCGGACGCACGCAAUGUUUCUCAGCAGUGACGGCUCACUCUGGGUGGCUGGCACCGGCUACUCGGGCCAGCUCGGUCUCGGCACCCAUCGCCGCGCAGAUGUGCCGAUCCAGGUCCCGGCAACCGCCUUUGCGUCCACCGCCGGCGAUCGCACCGAGCUUGUCGACAUUGCUGCCGGUGACGGCCACGCGCUCGCGCUCACGGUCGACGGACGCGUCUUUGUCUGGGGCACGGGCUCGGGCCUCGACGGCGUGGCCGCACCGACAUCGCCAGCCUUGUAUGCGCCGGCGGCGCUCGACGGCGUCCGGGUCCUGAGCAUUGCUGCCAAGUUUGGCACCUCACUUUUGGUCACUGAUGCUGGCGUUUGGAACGGGCGCCAGCUGCUGUUUGCGUCGCCGUCUACGGUGGUGCUGUCGGUGGCGGUGAGCGAGGAGGUUGCUGUCGCGCUUGUGACGCAGCUGCAGAUUGCGGCGAGUGCAGGGGCUUCAUCAACGAGCGCGGGCCUGCUCCCUGACGCCGAGUCGUACUGGGCGACCGGCGAGCUGCCUUGCAGUACUUGCUUGGCCGAGCUUGCGCGAGGCGGCGCGGUCUUUGCUGACGCAAACCCAGCAAGCGCCGAGUACGCACUGGUGGUGGAUCUUGCGAGCGACAAGGAGCUGCUGGCACUCGGGCGUGCCGCCAAGCGCGCGCACCAUGCAUCAGUCUCGGCGUCGUCGGCGGUCGCACUGCGCAAGGUUGCCCGCGAGACCGUGCGCCGGCUAGCGCUGAUGGCGUCGGACGCACUCGGCGGAGCCGAGCUCUCCGGAGCCCAGACGCCUGGCGCUGGCCUCUGCGGCCAGGUCCUGCUUGGCUCACUGAAGACCGGCGGGAUGCGUGCGCGGACUCUGCUGUUCAAGGUGCUGGCCGACUUUGCAGGCGUGCCGUGUGCCCUCCUCCGCGGUGUCGGCGAGCAAUGUUGGAACGUGGCGUCGCUUCCAGGCGGCGACGUCGUUGUUGACGUCCUUGUCGACGUUGCCUCGAUAUACCCGGUCGGCUCGAGCGAGGCGACAGCAUACUGUGUGGGUGAGAUGCGCGAGUUCCACGCGGCUUUGCGGGCGUCACGGACUGGGCCGGCGCCCGCGCAUCUCGGCUUUGACGUCAGCUCCGUGACGAUGCGAGUCCCGGUGGGCCGCGGCGGGUUUGGUCUCGUCGAGCGCGGGGUGUGGCGUGGCAUGGCAGUAGCCAUCAAGACGCUCGACGCAUCGCUGGCUUCGGAUCCGCAUGCUGCGGCCGAGUUUGAGGACGAAGUCUGGCUGCUCUCGCAGGCGCAGCACCCCAAUGUGGUGCGGUUUGUGGGCGCGUGCGCCGAGCGGCUGGUUCUGGUCACCGAGUUUUGCGGCCGCGGCUCGCUCUGGGACGUGCUCCACGAGCAGCCGAUAUCGCUCUCGUGGGGCUACCGCCUGUUGUUUGCCGCUGGCGCCGCUGCCGGCAUCCUCUACCUCCACGACCAUGCCUCGCCGCGGAUCAUCCACCGCGACGUCAAGUCGCUCAACCUUCUCGUCACCGACAAGUGGUGCAUCAAAGUCGCCGACUUUGGCCUGGCGCGAGUCAAGACCCGCCACGCCGUCCUCACAGGGCGGCGCAUCGGCUCGUUCCAGUGGAUGGCGCCCGAGCUAUUUGAGGCAGGCACGCCCUACACCGAGGCUGUCGACGUCUACGGCUUUGGUGUCGUGCUGUGGGAGCUCGCCACACGGCACAUCCCGUUUGAGGGCCUCGCUCCCAUCGACGCUAUUGAGCUCAUCGUCUCGGGCGCCCGUCCGCCCCUCGACCCGCAGGCCUCGGCCUACUGGCCGCCGGGCCUUGCUGACCUCAUCGCCCUCUGCUGGCACCCGGAUCCGGCGUCGCGUCCGCGCAUGGCUGUCGUCUUUACCGAGCUCCAGCGAAUUCGCGAGGCCAUCCAGUCGCGACCCGACACACUCUGACCAUAGCUGCUGUCAUAACACACGCCCUUCACCGACC